GAAGUUCUCGAGUCCCAUUGGGCCUCCUCCCUACUUCUAUUGCUACAAUCCCGAAAACAUCGCAGACUGCGGACUCCACCCUUGUGGUUUUGUGGGAAACACUUUUCAACCUAAUCCAACCUCUAUAAAUAAUGAUAAUAAUUAAUACCCACACCGCUUCCUCGUACACUCCAUGCCCGGCAACUCCCAAGUUCUUUCUUUUCACAGUGAGGCGAUGGAGAGGGAGAGACACGAUCAUCUUUUUCAGGCGAGGGUUGCAGAGCAGGCUGAGAGAUACCAAGAGGUGAUUGAAGCAAUGAAGAAACUUGCUGAACUUAAUGUGGAGCUGACGGUUGAGGAAAGAAAUUUGAUCCGCAUCGGAUAUAAAAAUGUCAUUGGAGCAAGAAGGGCAUCAUGGCAAGCACUGUCUUCUUUCGAAAAGGAAGAGGAAGCUAAGGGAAGUCGAAAGAAUGUGAAAGGGAUAAAGGAUUAUAAGCGCGUGGUUGAAGUUGAACUUUCUAACAUAUGUAAUGACAUGUUGGCUGUCAUUGAUGAGCACCUCCUUCCUCAUUCUCAAGUGACAGAAUCGAUAGUCUUUUACUAUAAGUUGAAAGGAGACUACUAUCGGUAUCUAGCUGAGAUUAAAACUGGUGAGGAUCGUAAGGAUGCUGCAGAUCAAUCCCUUGAGGCUUAUGAGACUGCCACAAGUAUUGCAGACUCAGAUCUGGUCCCUACCCAUCCAUUUAGACUUGGGCUGGCUCUGAACCAUUCUGUUCUCUACUACGAGAUUUUGAAUUCCCCUAAAAGGGCAUGCUCUAUGGCUAGACAAGCAUUUAAUUAUGCACUUUCAGAACAUGAUACCCUCAGUGAAGAAUUUUGCAAAGACAGCAAUCAAAUCAUGGAGCUUCUAAGGGAUAAUAUCGCAUUAUGGUCCCAAGAUCUGCCAGAUGAAAGAUGUCAGCAAUCUUAAAAGGUGAUGAACAUGGAGUGUCCAUACUGAAUUUUUUGGAUGCAACUUAGAACUUAGAAGGGAGCAAUUCUUUGAGGCAGUGCUGUGCAUUUUUUAUGAGAAACGGAGCUCGUGCGAUAUUCUUAAGUGUGAUAUAGGGUUUCUUUUUUCGGAUAGAUGCGGGUUUUUUUUUUUUUUUCCCAAUUUUGAUAACAAUUUUUUCCCCCUUUUAGAUUACGGAGUUGUGUAUAUAUAUUUAUAUAUAUAAUCUCACAGUUGGUGGUUGACAUGCCUUUUUCUUGGUUUGAACUUAUAGGUUUUUCAUUUUCGUAUUUACUCUCCUAUCCUAUUGAUGAGAAAUUAUUGGAUAAA
Messenger RNA from Malania oleifera, 1300 nucleotides. RefSeq names its product 14-3-3 protein 7-like. NCBI's taxonomy places the organism in Eukaryota, Viridiplantae, Streptophyta, Magnoliopsida, Santalales, Ximeniaceae. Gene Ontology annotation, cellular component: cytoplasm. The transcript has 7 exons. The record is from RefSeq and is a predicted model, not a curated record. Bases 173 to 949 code for a protein of 258 amino acids. Gene Ontology annotation, biological process: signal transduction.